UGUUGCGCUGCACGGCAGUGUCUCGGGCGGUGUAGCUACUGCUGCAGCCAGAGGAGCAGACAGGACCCUGCUCUGCUCGUUCAUCCGGCCACACUUUUCUUUUCCAUUUUUUAGCCCCUUCCCUCCCCAUUUCCUUCUCCCUUGCUCCGCCUGCCUGGCAUCCAUCUCCCCCGCCCUGUGACCCCCUCCCGACUCCGCGCACCGGGGCUAUGGCCGCAGAAGAGGUGUUGCAGACGGUGGAGCAUUAUAAGACUGAGAUAGAGAGGCUGACCAAGGAGCUCACGGAGACGACCCACGAGAAGAUCCAGGCUGCUGAGUACGGGCUGGUGGUCCUGGAGGAGAAGCUGACCCUCAAGCAGCAGUAUGACGAGCUGGAGGCUGAGUACGACAGCCUCAAGCAGGAGCUGGAGCAAAAGAGGCCUUCGGGCAGUCCUUCUCCAUCCACCGGAAAGUUGCUGAGGAUGGAGAGACUCGGGAGGAAACGCUGCUGCAGGAGUCAGCCUCGAAGGAAGCCUACUACCUGGGGAAGAUCUUGGAGAUGCAGAACGAACUGAAGCAGAGCCGGGCCGUGGUCACUAACCUACAGGCAGAGAACGAGAGGCUCACCGCUGUGGUGCAGGACCUGAAGGAGAACAAUGAAAUGAUGGAGCUACAGCGAAUCCGGAUGAAGGAUGAAAUUCGAGAAUAUAAAUUCCGAGAGGCCCGGCUCCUUCAGGACUAUACUGAGCUGGAAGAAGAAAACAUCACGUUGCAGAAACUUGUGUCCACAUUAAAACAGAACCAGGUUGAGUACGAAGGCUUAAAGCACGAGAUUAAGCGAUUUGAAGAGGAGACGGUGCUGCUGAACAGCCAGCUGGAAGAUGCCACCCGGUUGAAAGAGAUCGCUGAGCACCAACUGGAAGAAGCCCUGGAGACCUUGAAAAAUGAAAGGGAGCAAAAGAACAACCUGCGGAAGGAGCUGUCCCAGUACAUCACCCUCAAUGACAACCACAUCAGCCUCUCCGUGGAGGGGCUCAAAUUUGCAGAGGACGGGAGCGAGCCGAACAAUGAUGACAAAAUGAACGGCCACAUCCACGGGCCCCUGGUGAAACUGAACGGAGACUACCGGACUCCCCCUCUGAGGAAAGGGGAGCCUCUGCACCCUGUGUCCGACUUGUUCAGUGAACUGAACAUUUCGGAAAUACAGAAACUGAAGCAGCAACUUAUGCAGGUCGAGCGGGAAAAGGCCAUUCUUCUGGCCAAUCUCCAGGAGUCACAGACGCAGCUGGAACACACCAAGGGGGCGCUGACAGAGCAGCACGAACGGGUGCACCGGCUCACGGAGCACGUGAAUGCCAUGAGGGGCCUACAGAACAGCAAGGAGCUCAAGACCGAGCUGGAUGGGGAGAAGGGCCGGGUCUCAGAGGAAGAGGCACAUGAUUAUGAAGUGGACAUCAAUGGCUUAGAGAUCCUUGAGUGCAAAUACAGGGUGGCAGUGACUGAGGUGAUCGAUUUGAAAGCUGAAAUUAAAGCCUUAAAGGAGAAAUACAACAAAUCUGUAGAAAACUAUACUGAAGAAAAGACCAAGUACGAGAGUAAGAUCCAAAUGUAUGAUGAGCAGGUGACAAGCCUUGAGAAGACCACCAAGGAGAGUGGAGAGAAGAUGGCCCACAUGGAGAAGGAAUUGCAAAAGAUGACCAGCAUAGCCAACGAAAAUCACAAUACCCUUAAUACAGCCCAGGAUGAGUUGGUGACCUUUAGUGAGGAGCUAGCUCAGCUUUACCACCAUGUAUGUCUGUGUAAUAAUGAAACCCCCAACAGGGUCAUGCUGGACUACUAUAGGCAAAGCAGAGUGACUCGUAGUGGCAGCCUCAAAGGGCCCGAUGAUCCCAGGGGACUUCUGUCUCCACGGUUAGCCAGGCGGGGGGUGUCAUCCCCAGUAGAAUCAAGGACCUCCUCUGAACCAAUUACAAAAGAAAACACUGAGGCCAGCAAAGAACCGAGUCCAACCAAGACCCCCACUGUCUCUCCUGUAAUUACUGCCCCACCGUCAUCUCCAGUAUUAGAUACAAGUGACAUCCGCAAAGAGCCAAUGAACAUCUACAACCUUAAUGCCAUUAUCCGGGACCAAAUCAAGCAUCUGCAGAAAGCCGUGGACCGGUCCUUGCAACUGUCUCGUCAAAGAGCAGCAGCACGGGAGCUGGCCCCCAUGAUCGAUAAAGACAAGGAAGCCUUAAUGGAGGAGAUCCUCAAGCUCAAGUCCCUGCUGAGCACCAAACGGGAGCAGAUUGCCACCCUGAGGGCCGUGUUGAAAGCCAACAAGCAGACAGCUGAGGUGGCACUAGCUAAUCUCAAGAACAAAUAUGAAAAUGAGAAAGCAAUGGUGACUGAAACGAUGACGAAACUUAGAAAUGAACUGAAGGCUCUGAAAGAAGAUGCAGCAACUUUCUCAUCCCUGAGAGCAAUGUUUGCAACAAGAUGUGAUGAGUACGUCACACAGUUGGAUGAGAUGCAGAGACAGUUAGCAGCCGCAGAGGACGAGAAGAAGACUCUAAAUACUUUGUUACGAAUGGCUAUCCAGCAAAAACUCGCCCUGACCCAGCGGCUGGAGGACUUAGAAUUUGACCAUGAGCAGUCGAGACGCAGCAAAGGCAAAUUUGGAAAAAGCAAGAUCGGCAGCCCUAAACAAAAAGAGUUUCUUGUAGAUUGUCAGCAGCCUGCUGCCUCCGUACCGCCACAGUGCUCACAACUAGCCGGGAGGCAAGACUGCCCGACGGUCAGUCCUGACACAGCUCUCCCCGAGGAGCCGCCACAUUCCAGCUCGCAGUGCGCCCCGCUCCGCUGUCUCUCCAAGCCUCCCGACCCCCCCUCUGCACCUCCCGCGGACGAACAUCUGGGGUGAACGUUUUGUAGCCUCACCCAGGACACUGCCCAAGGCCCAGCUGCUGUUUGCUUCUCGGUGGUUAGACGCUGUGGUGGGAUUAAUGCCCGUCACUUGGGAAGAUGAAAGUUGAGAAGAUUAACACAAAGCCCAGACUCCCGUGUGAUACAGCGUAUUACGGUUUCUCUAAGUCACAGAUGAACUUCUGCAAUGAAAUGGCCACAGUUCAAUGAAAUAAAAAACAAACAUCAACCGAACAAAGAACACAGGACACGUAGCUCAGACGACUGGCUUUAUGUCGAUAGCGUAAGAGAGACCUAAGACCAUGUAAAAUACAUAUAUUGUAAAAUCUUCCUUCCUCAAACGUCACAUUCGGCUGUAGAAAUUGAUUCCAGCUUUUCUCACCAUUGGUAUUCAUUUUGUGCUUUUGUUUGCCACGUAGUUUAUGUCUAUAGAAAUCAUUUCUCUAAGAGGUGAAUUUAAGUCAUUUAUUUUUAAAGAAGUAUCAUUUGCUCCAUUAAGUAUGAGUUGCAAUAGAGAUUGACAUCUGGUAUGGGCCAGACUGUGGACAUUUUUCUUGCACAAAAAAUGAUAAAUGAGGUGCAUCGGAAUGUUAACAGCAACUGUAUUUUGCUGCUACACUGAUAUUGUUUAUGCACUUACUUUCUAAUCAGCUCAUUAACUGCUGGAUUUUCUUUUUUAACUAGAAGUCUUCACUGGACAUUAAGUAAAUCUAAGAAAGAGACUAUGUUAUGAUUCAUUGACUUAUUCAACUUUGGACGGCAUCUUUAAUUUUUUUAAAUUGCAGAUGAGUAGAUGCACUGGUGCUGCUCCUUUGUGUGUGUAUAUGUGUGUGUGAUGAUGUUAAAGAAGGCUGAAAAAUAGGGGGGAAAUGGUGUGUUUAUUUAAUGACCAGAGUUUUCUUUUUACUUCUCCCAAAUUCAGGGUCCUCCUAUGAGUCUUUCCCACUGAAAGGUAUCAAAUACAAAUGGGGAAAAUAUAUACAUAGAUAGAUGUAAGUUCGCCUUCCGUUAAUGAAUUUACCCAGAAAGUGUUCAAAUAGUGAUUAAAAUUGUAUGUGUUGUUGUUGUUAGUUUUUUCAUAAUGAAUCUUCCUUGCCAAAAAAACAAUAGAUAAUAAACCUUAGCUCAUUGUCUACUUUUGACAAACACUCAGGUGCCUACCAUCAUAUUAUACAUACUGAGAUCAUACAUGUUCCUAGUUCAUUUACAAAUUCUGCUGGGUAACUUAUGACUUGGUUUAAGGCAGUAGAUUUUCAUGGCAAAAUUUAGUUUGCACAUCAUCUGACACACAAGGAAAACAGCUAAUUGGGCUGAAAGGCCUAACACUCUCGGGCUCCUUAACUAUCAAGUGCUGCCCACACAACUGCUCCCAGCCCUGAUUCCUUGCCUAGUCAGGUAGCCUUAACUUAUUUACAAUCAUAACGGUUUGACCUGUUCCUGUAACAGUAUCUGUAACUUCUCUUUAAAACAAACACAAUCCUCACGGUUAACAGAGAAGAUGGUUAACAAUACAGGGCUCUAAUAAUGAAGAUCUCGUCAGAGCCACUCAGCCUAUUGAGCGGGCGUGGGUGGAACACUGAUGGAAUGGUCCAUCGCGGAUGGCGGCCGAUCGGUAAGUCAUAAAGCACAGUGCAGGAGCUUUCAUCAGUCAUGCACCUGUGAAGUUGUGGUCACUAUUACCAAAGCAACCAAGAGGCUUGUAAUUUCUUAUAUAGGAGUGCUAUUUUCAACAGUGUCGUUUAUUAUGCAACUUGAAGUCGUUAGAAAUUUUCACCAUACAUAGAGAUUCAGGUUAAGGAAACAGAAAAAGAGACAAGUCUUCAUAAAGUCUCCAUCGUGGCAGCCUAGCCUUCUGUUUCCCCCCCACCUGCAAUGGCCUUGCUGUUCCUGAACACCUUCUUCAUUUUAUUGGUGUUGUAUCUGCCCUGUACCAGUGUUAGUGAGACAGCGUGGAUUGUAUCAGAGUUCAAUUAAAGGUAGCUACUCCUCACCACUGCUUUCUCUUUUUUCCUUUUUGUUCUUUCUUUUCCAAGUAUUAUGUGUGUGGACCUGAGAAGUGGGAUAGCUGCAAAGUUGACUUUCAAUAAAAACUGUUUGUGCCUGACGGAAAAUACGCCAAUCUAAAAAGCACCUCAGGACAUCUUUCUGUAUUGCCUCAUCAGUUUUGUUGCUGGUGCAGGGAAUUCAGCAGUAAGCGUUGUCUCUGUAUAACUACAGAGCAGUCAUCCUACUGACGGUGCAGUAUUGCAUCUUUCUUGGUAUUUAUGCCCCAGUGAAAGGCCGGGUCACAGACAACACUUUUUUUCUGACAAUAGACAUUUUAUCAAGUCUAUAUUAAUUUUUUUUCAGUUCCUUUUUAUGAACAGAAUGGGAAAUAUUUAUUUUGAAACAUCAAUUCUAUAAAAAGGUUCAUUUUAGCAAAACUUUGCCAAGAAGGUAUAGAAACUUGGAAAUAAAUUUCUAAUUUUCGGCACAAAAUUAGGUCGUAGUACCCAAGCAGUAAGAGAGAAUUCCAUGUAUUUACACUGUGGCAUCAUUUAGCAUAGUUUGAACUCAGCCUCAUCUAUAUUUAUUUAAAAUGAAUAAAUAUGUGUAGCGCUGAUGAAAAAAAAAUCAGUAUACGUGUAAAGAAUAUCAUGAUUGAAAUUGAAGUAUUAGUGGAAAAAACAAAAACAAAAAAAACCCUCAGUAAAACCACUUGAAGAGAGAUGUGGCGGGAAAAGACUACAGAAAUACAAAAAUACCGGCUAAUUAUUUCAAACACAGUGAGCAAAGAUUAAAAGUAACUAGCAAGUGUGGUUAGCAGAGUAACCAGGUAAUUUUUAAAAAGUAAGCACAAUUACCACACUGAGAAGGACAAUAUGAAGAAAUGCUUUUUACUGAGGAUUUGUUUUUAGUUAAAUGGUAAAAUAAAAAGGGGUGAUAUCUUGUCUUUGGCCUGAGGGCCCAGGAGCAUACAGGACCCUCAGAUUAAUCUUUCCAAUCAUACCCCUUCCAUCCAAUUCUGUUUCAAUAAGAGAAAUUUGGAUAACUUUGAGAAAUCAAAGUUAUUAAGUAAUUAAGAGAAGACCUAUUCAGAAAGAUUAAACUUUAGCCUAAGGAAGACAUAGACUAUUGACCUGCAAGAAAAUGUAACCAAUGAUAGAUGGCAGCUAUCGACAUUGUUAUUAAGACUAGAAUAAGAAAAACAGUCUUCAGUGUGAGGGAUUUAUAUUAGCUCUAGGAAAGAGAUUCUUAACAGUGGUAAAUUAAUAUCAAAAUUGAUAAUUAUGUUGAUUUGUUUUUACAAAAUUAAAUAUUUAUUGUCCAGUAAGGAUUAACUUAAGUGGUAAGAUAUCUUAUGAUGAUGUAUUAAAAUUCUAGGAUUUCAUAAUCCUGUUAAUCUUUUAUUUUAGAUUUAAAAAUAAAGUACUCUGGUUAGCCAUAAAAUAUUUUAUUCCUUGAAAGUAGAAUAGCAAUCCUAAUUUUUCCAAAAUAUUUGGUAAAAAAUAAAACAAGAUUGUUGGUAUUUUUUCUUGCAGCUAUAUUUCAUAUCUUUAAAAUUAUCCAGAAUAUAGUAAUUUUACUAUAAAAAGCCUCAAUUGUCAGUCUAAAAAAAAAAUAUGUCCUCAGGAAUACUUUGGAAAUAGAAGGUUCGCAUUCCCUUAAGGGGGUAAAUGCCUCUCAAACAUUAUCUUUUCUUAAAAGAGUCUUCAAUCUACAACAUUUGCUUUUCCCAGGUUUUAGAAAAUAUCCAUGUAGAGAUAGUCCUUCUGUCUCAAACAAGCAUGAAAUGUCGAUCAAAUAAACCAUAAAUGUGGACAUUUCCUGAUAUUCUGCAUUAAAUACAAUCCUCUGCAGUCUCAAAUGGUAAUUACAAAAUGUAAAAACGAAAAGUGAAAUCUAUUUUCUACUGUGGUAAGAAUGGCAAGUUUAAUGUAUAAUUGUUCUGUUCCAUCAGCCAAAAGACAUAAACUGUCUCUCAGAAAGGCACAUCAGGGGAAACAUGGAUUUCCAGGAAGCAACUGUGCUGGUUCAACCAAGGUUGCCACAAAUGCACUGAUGUUGCAGAUAUAAAGCAGGACUAGGUUCAAAAGGAACUCUUAGAGAAAAGUUCACGAUUUUAAAUAUUGCCCUAUAACUUACCUGUUUAUGAACCAGAGUGUUUUUAAAAUAGUCCUUGUAUUUAAUAUCACAAACUGUUUCCACAUAAAGGGAAGAACAUAAUUCUUCAAAAAGCUGUUGAACUGGUGUAGUGAUAGGUAGUAUAGUGAGUGCUGAUAUUGACAUAAUUUCCACCUUAAAAUCAAUUUCUGUGGACAUACAAGACUACUCUGGCUUCUGAAUGAACUUUUCCAUUGUCUGUAAUAAUGCCUCCAGAUGAGUGGUGUCUGAAAUAGAAUUCAACUUAUUUUAAAUACCAGGUUAACUGCCAUUGUUCCUGAUGUAUUUCAUUUGUAACCUGAUUCUAUUAUUUAACACCUGAAAGGUUUCCUCUAGACAUCUCUUCUAUAGUUUUUACUCAAAGUAUAACUGAAAAAAGAUACUUAGUAUUACAAUAUGUUCCUCAAUCAAGGAUUUCCAGAAAUAAUCUACUUACGAAGAAGAGCAGCAAUGAACUGCCUUUAGUGUAAGGGUAUGAGUGCAUAAAAGUAUGCCGUGUAAAAUGUUUGCAUGAGAUAUUUCACAUCAUGUAAGCUUUCCCAUAUUCAUAAUAUGAACAGUAUAGAAGUCAUUUCUUGUGAUUUCUCCAUUAGGAAUGUAAGGAGAUUGUUACUUAUAUCUGGUCUCCUUUCCAUAUUGAAAUGCAUGGCUCUAAUCAGUAUAUUUUUAUUCCUUUCCUCUGGAGUUAUUUAAAUUUUGUCCUCUUUAAACUGAAACCUGGAUAAACUGCUGAGCCAGGUUAUUUCUGCGAUUGGAGUUUACUUGCUUGUAACAUUGGUUGAGAGCACAUUCUGAUUUUAACUUUAUUUAAAGAAUUAGUCUCUGAUCAUUAUGGUUGAAAACACUGAGAAGAAAAUCUGUGUUCUAAUGUGACUAUUUUUCUUUUUUCAAAGUCUUUUUAAAACAAAGAUCAGAGAACUAUAGAGAGAAAUUCCAUCAUUUUGUUGACAAAUCAUUAGCCGAUAAUAAUGGAAAUAUAGAAUGAAUAAUUUUGUUGUUUGGGUUCAUAGUAUGAUUGUGCACCAAAACUUAGAGAAAGUAAAUGACUUUAACAUCAUUGCCACGACAUUUUUAAACUGGAUGGUUUGACUGUUAGAGUCAAUUAAACAAUUCUUUGAAAAUCUUUUGUGACAUUUUUAUAAUCUACUCAGUGUUUUUAUUUGCAUGAUUAUGUAUAUGGGAUGAACCGUACAUGAUUCUGAUACUGUGUUUGUUUCCAGCAUUAACAUUUGUGUAAUGUGUGGCCAAUCCCGAUUUGUACACAGCAUGAUUACUGUUGUAAUUAUUCUGCUAUUUCCACCUUUAAUUGCAAUUUUGUUACUAUGCCUUUUCGGGAUAAAUGAUGUGAAACAUUUCCACAUAAUGAGAAUAUCAUAUAAAAACAUGACUAGAAGGCUGACCUAAGGAAGUAUUUUUAAUAAUUAUUGCUAAUUAUUUUUAAAAAUUCAAAUUUCAAAGGAAACUUGUUCUCAAAGUAAAUAUAUGCAUUUAUUUUAAAUUCAAAAAAUUCCCUAUUAAUUUAUCAUUGCUGUCCUGUUUCAUUUUUUUUUUAAGUUGUAGACAAUCCUAAGUGAAUGCCUCAUGGGAGAAUCCAUAUAUGUGCUUGCAUUUCUGUAAUCUGAUCAUGCACUCAAAUGGUUGGAAAAGAUACUCCAGUGCUAAGAAAAUAACUGAAGCCAAUAUAUUAAUUCUUAUAUCUUGGUUUAUGUUACCAACUGAAUAUGGUGUGAUGCAUAACUCUUCCCAGUAAAUAAACUGGUUAUCUUUUGUUCAUUU
Messenger RNA from Myotis davidii, 8802 nucleotides. It is a transcript of the gene BICD1, whose product is annotated as bicaudal D homolog 1 (Drosophila). Gene Ontology annotation, biological process: regulation of microtubule cytoskeleton organization; microtubule anchoring at microtubule organizing center; positive regulation of receptor-mediated endocytosis. Gene Ontology annotation, molecular function: dynactin binding; dynein intermediate chain binding; dynein complex binding. The coding region runs from base 539 to 2881 and encodes 780 amino acids. Gene Ontology annotation, cellular component: cytosol; Golgi apparatus. The transcript is spliced from 10 exons. The record is from RefSeq and is a predicted model, not a curated record. Lineage: Eukaryota; Metazoa; Chordata; Mammalia; Chiroptera; Vespertilionidae.